Molecule: messenger RNA, 698 nt
Organism: Tigriopus californicus
Lineage: Eukaryota; Metazoa; Arthropoda; Copepoda; Harpacticoida; Harpacticidae
Exons: 3
Coding region: 2-616 (204 amino acids)
Source: RefSeq, a predicted model, not a curated record
CAUGACUGCCCAGUUGCUUCUAGCCAUUAUCCUGUUGGUCCAAAGUCAACGAGUCCACUGUCAUACGGUUGCUUCUAUUCGAGUCGAAAAGGAAGAAGAACAAAAACAUUUGGAACUCGAUGGCUCUGGGAUGAACAUUAAGGAGUGGCCACCUGCCAGCGAUCAAACUCAAACUUGUGACGGGAGCAGUGAUAAAGACAUUGACAUCACCUUUACGGAUACCACUGGAUGCUUCCUUUUCCAAACGCCCGGUUUUAAUGAUGGCGGCUAUCCAGAUGCUUCGAAUGGAGACUAUGCUUGCAUCUACAGAAAUUCGUUUCCUAACAGAGUCUCUGGAAUAGUGACAGUUUUGCAAGAAGAUUUCGAAUUUCCAGCCCCGAACAAUAAUGGUCUAUGCAGCGAUCGUUUAAGAAUUAGACCAGUGGACAAAACACCGUUGACAGGACCAGACCCUGAUCCUGAGGACUUAAUCAACGUCCAGAACCAAGUACGAUUCUGUGGAACAAUCACGUCUGACAAGGCGCGAAGAUUUGAUACCCGUGAUCUUGUAAUUGCUUUAAGAGCCAAUGCCGCAACCAACGGUAAUGGUGCGCAAAUUGUUUUGUGCUUUGAUUGAACUAAAAUGUUUUCAAGGAAAUGUCAUUUCUUAACGUUUGUUGCAAGUUUGAGAAUGGAACUUUGUCGUGAAAACAACAGAA